GCUCGCCGCCGCCGUGGUCCCCGGCUGCCUUGCCGGCAUCAUGAAGGCCAUCAUCCAGCGCGUCACCCGCGCCAGCGUGACAGUUGGUGGGGAACAAAUAAGCUCCAUUGGACGAGGCAUUUGUGUACUACUCGGUCUCUCUGUGGAGGACACUCAGAAGGAGCUUGAACAUAUGGUUCGAAAGAUAUUAAACCUCCGUGUGUUUGAAGAUGAAAGUGGGAAGCACUGGUCUAAAAGCGUGAUGGACAAGCAGUAUGAGGUGCUGUGUGUCAGCCAGUUCACUCUCCAGUGUAUUCUGAAAGGGAAUAAGCCCGACUAUCACAUGGCGAUGCCAACGGACCAAGCAGAAACUUUCUACAACAGCUUCCUGGAACAGCUUCGCAAAACGUACAAGCCAGAGCUCAUUAAAGAUGGCAAAUUUGGUGCACACAUGCAGGUACAUAUCCAAAAUGAUGGGCCUGUCACCAUAGAACUGGAGUCUCCUACAGCCCCUAUUGAUUCUAAGCAGCUGGCAAAACUCGAGAAACAACAACAGAGGAAAGAGAAGACCAGGGUGAAGGUGCCCUCUGAAUCUAGCAGAGAGAGGAAUGUUCCUAGAAGUAAAAAUGAUCCCAGCGCCAGCAGUGGAGCAGAGGGGGACGUGUCUUCAGAAAGAGAACCUUAACUUGAUCACAAACAGGGUUAGGUAAAAGCUCCAUAACAAGCUGCUGGUGACCUUCAGUACUCAUUAGAGGAUGACACCCGAUUCCUAUUCAGAAAUAUUUGAGGCAGAAAGCAAGAGAGAAACUGGAAGUUAAGGAUCCGCAUCAUGCUGUCUUCGCAACCAACGGAAUGUGGCCCGUGUCCUUUGCUAACGUAUUUAAAAGUGGAGUUGGUAAAUCACAUUUUUCUGUUUCUUGGGGUCAAUACUCACCUUGCUGCGGCGGUCAGUUCUGCAGGGUUGCUCCCCACAUCAAUGGGGAGGAACUGCACCCUCCACCCACACCACUCAGUCCCUUAAACACGCUCGUCCAAGUCGGUAUCUGUUCCACCCCCUUCCCACACCUCAAGCAUAACAGUCUUCCUGCUGAGCUGAGAGAGGGAUGGGAACCUGCUUAUGUCUCACCUUCCCUUGGAGCGGCUGUCAGUGCCUCAGGCAUACCAAGGCGCCUGCGUCAGGUCACCUGUAGAGACAAUCCCCUUCCCGGGUCCGAGGGCCAGAGGAUUCUGGGACUCAGCUGUUGUCAGAGAUACUUCAUGCACCUUAGAAGUGCAGCGCGACCCAGAUGAACGCCAGUCUUCCUUCUGAUUUCGGAGUUGGGAAAGGGGGCGGGGGAUUGUCCCAGAACCUCAUGCUGAUCUUUGGAGUCCCUUCUGAGUGCCUCAGAAAAUCACUGUGACCUCAGAAAUGGUGCACCACCCCUCGCUCCCCAUUGGGGUUUCUGGCACACAUGGAUUCUGACUGGUAAGAAGGCCGUACAGAAUUUGUGGAUCCCUCAUUUCUGGUUACAGAUGUGAUUGGGGUGGCAGGGACUUGACGUGGUGGGUUUUGGAAACCAUGCCACAGCCAUUUUUACGUAACAGCGAAUCUUUUAGUUUCAGCCAGGCCCUACAUUAUUGUGGUGCCAAGGAAGGUGCUGCAGUCUGACUGCUCCACACCACCAUGAUAACGUAAGAAACCCCAGGCCCUGUGAGAAGAGCCAUGUUUUAGAUCCUCCCAGCAUGUUGGAGGAACCCCCCCCCUCCCAGCCCCUCCCAGCACAUGGGAGAGGAACCGUAGCCGAGGCAUAGUGCUCCCCGCGUUGCCCGGAUGAUGCGUCAGCCCCCCAGCUGACAGUCCGUGAUAGGAAGAUACUGACUGGUAGUUUUUCUGUGCAGGUUGGAGCAGCUCUGGUACUACGGAUCAGGCGAUCCAUUUUGAUAAACUCGACUUUUCCCCUUGUGCUUUCACUUAAGCAAACUUUUAUGUGUGCACAUUGACUCUGUAUUUUGUGUGUGCGUGUGUCUGGCUGUACAAUUUUUAUGGAAAAUACAUGGGCAAGGCGCAUCUGCCAGUUAUUUAUUCUGUGAACUGUAUGUAAUUUGUGUGUGUGUGUGUCUUUUAAACUUUUUCAAGAAGGGGAAGAACUUUAUUAAUAAAGUGUUGC
This is a messenger RNA of Eublepharis macularius, 2126 nucleotides long. RefSeq names its product D-aminoacyl-tRNA deacylase 1 (gene DTD1). Gene Ontology annotation, molecular function: D-tyrosyl-tRNA(Tyr) deacylase activity. NCBI's taxonomy places the organism in Eukaryota, Metazoa, Chordata, Lepidosauria, Squamata, Eublepharidae. The transcript is spliced from 6 exons. The coding region runs from base 41 to 664 and encodes 207 amino acids. Gene Ontology annotation, cellular component: cytoplasm. The record is from RefSeq and is a predicted model, not a curated record. Gene Ontology annotation, biological process: tRNA metabolic process.